This is a messenger RNA of Jatropha curcas, 1661 nucleotides long. RefSeq names its product beta-glucosidase 17. The record is from RefSeq and is a predicted model, not a curated record. Gene Ontology annotation, biological process: carbohydrate metabolic process. Gene Ontology annotation, molecular function: beta-glucosidase activity. NCBI's taxonomy places the organism in Eukaryota, Viridiplantae, Streptophyta, Magnoliopsida, Malpighiales, Euphorbiaceae.
UCUACGCAUAUUAAUUUGUUAAAAAGAUAUAGCUAAGUGGCAAUGGAAGCGGAGAAAUGGCUCCUUCUUCAGCUUGUAUUUGUUGGUUAUGUGCUUGUCAGAAUUGAAGGUCUCAAUAGAAGCAGUUUUCCAACUGGUUUCAUAUUUGGAGCAGGAUCAAGUGCUUACCAGUAUGAAGGAGCUGCAUAUAUAGAUGGUAAGGGACCAAGUAUAUGGGAUACCUUUGCGAGGAUUCAUCCAGAAAAGAUUUUAGACCAUAACAAUGGGAAUAUAGCAGAAGAUUUUUACCAUCAUUACAAGGAAGAUAUAGCUCUUAUGAAAGUACUUGGAUUGGAUUCAUUUAGAUUCUCCAUUUCAUGGUCUAGAGUCCUACCUAAGGGAAAAAUCAGUGGGGGAGUAAACCAAGAUGGUGUUCACUUCUACAAUAAUCUCAUCAAUGAGCUCCUAUCCAAUGGCAUACAACCUUUUGUAACUCUAUUGCAUUAUGAUCCCCCACAAGCCUUGGAAGAUGAAUAUGGAGGAUUCUUGAGCCCUAAUAUUGUGGAUGAUUAUGGUGAUUAUGCAGAUUUCUGUUUUAAAGAAUUUGGUGAUAGAGUGAAGUAUUGGGUAACAAUUAAUGAACCAAAUUUAUUUAGCUCAAAUGGGUAUGCGACAAGUAGAGGGCCACCUUGUCGAUGUUCUGAUUAUAUAGAUCAAAAUUGCAAGGUUGGUAACUCUGCUACUGAACCUUAUGUGGCUGUCCACCACUUGCUUCUUUCCCAUGCUCUUGCUGUCAAAUUAUAUAGGGAAAAAUAUCAGGAUUUUCAACAAGGAAAAAUUGGGAUUUCAGUUCUGACAGAAUGGAAAGUUCCAAAGUACCAAACAAGUGCUUGCAUCAAGGCUGCUUUUAGAGCCAUGGAUUUCCAAUUUGGAUGGAUUGUUAAUCCAAUUACAUAUGGUGAUUAUCCUCGAACAAUGCGUUCUAUUGUUGGCCAUCGACUACCUAAAUUCACCAAACAACAGUCAAAAAUGCUAAAAGGAUCACUUGAUUUUAUUGGAGUUAAUUACUAUACUGCAUAUUAUGCAGAAGAUGCAGCAUAUUCAAGAAAUGUCAAUCUAAGUUACACUACAGACAAUCAUGUUAAUCUCACUACGAAGAAAGAUGGGAUUCCUUUAGGUCAACCGACCUCCUAUGAUGGCUAUUACUUCUAUCCCAAGGGAAUUCAAGAACUAGUUCUGUACAUAAAAAGGAAAUACAAAAAUCCUGUUAUUUACGUUACAGAGAAUGGACUUUUAGAUGUGAGAAAUAGCUCAUUAUCUAUUACAGAUGAGCUUAAAGAUAAGUUAAGGAUAUCAUUCCACCAUCAGCAUUUGUCAUAUCUUCUAAAAGCAAUUGAGGAUAAUGGUGCUAAUGUGAGAGGAUAUUUCUUAUGGUCAUUUCUAGAUGACUUUGAAUGGGAGUUUGGCUACACAAUUCAGUUGGGUAUUAACUAUGUGGAUUUCAAUGAUGGCCUUAAAAGAUACUCAAAAAAUUCAGCAUUGUGGUUUAAGAAGUUCCUUCAAAAGAAAAAUGUAACCAUCACAUGUCAUUCUUUCUCCUUCUUGUCAUCUUUGAUGUAAUUAUUGCAAGACCUUGUUACUUCAAAUCUUUUUCAAUUGCUAUAUUGUUGGAAGUUUAGAAA